Messenger RNA from Tigriopus californicus, 964 nucleotides. RefSeq lists its product as uncharacterized. The transcript has 5 exons. The record is from RefSeq and is a predicted model, not a curated record. Bases 115 to 912 code for a protein of 265 amino acids. NCBI's taxonomy places the organism in Eukaryota, Metazoa, Arthropoda, Copepoda, Harpacticoida, Harpacticidae.
AGUCGACAGGCAGUUCUCGACCAUUUGUAUCCGACAUUAUAUGAGACACACACCACGAGCGUCGUGACAAUGAGCCAUUCUAGCAGAACUAGUUGAUAGAAAGGCACCUCCCGGAUGAGUUCGUUCAAGAUCCCCAAUUUGAGUGUGUGUUGGAUUGGUAGCCAGGAUUGGGAUCAGAACGAGAUAGUAUUACGAAAAGCUUGUGCCACCCACCAAUCGCUCACAUCCAAUGCCAAAGGAUCACUAUUCACGUGUUGCGAGCGAUACGGAGGAAAUACCCUACGAUUGGUGUACCCUUACAUGCAUCUAUCCAACGAACCAUUUCAGUUGAAAGACCGCUACAAGAACGCUCAAAAUUUUGUUCAGUCUCUUCCCAAAAAUGUGGGAGCAACCAUGGACCAAGGUGAAUAUUUGGAGAUUGAGCAGCAUUCCGUGCGAACCAAGUUGUCGCUCUAUAACGCACAAUUUGUCAUCUUCAUGGGCUUCCAACACUCAAACACCGGUUUCGAUGCCAUUGAAUUCUCGUGGCGACGAUGGAGCAAGAUUGGUUUUCUCAUCAACGAGCUAAAACAAGAGGGGAUCCAAGUGGAAGGGGUGGCGUUCCACAAACAAACUGGGAAGAUCAAUAAGAAGAAUUUCAUGUACUGCAUCUUUGUGGUGGUCAAACUGAGGAGCAAACUCUACAAGCUCAAGUGCUUAAACAUCCUGCAAAGCCUUCGAGGCACCGUGGUUCCAGGAUAUGUGAGUAUGUUCGAGAAAUCGCCUGGCCUUAUGUCGUCGGCGGUCACUCAAGGUCGUCCUACGGAUUCGCUGAGUUUGGACUCGCUUUUAGACGGAGUGGAUGCGGACUUCGAGCGGGUGGUACCCACAGCGACCGAGUAUCGCCAAAAGCGGCACCCCCAAAAAACAUGAUAUCGAGGUUGCAAAGGCGAAUCGUAAAAAUAAAAACACAUUCAGAGUCGUA